ACAUCCCUACAGAAAAUAACUGAAGGAAAAUCCUCUUUUGUUUUUGUUUUUUUCCAUCUUUCCAAUACCAUUUUUUCCUGAGUUUAUUUUCUAUGCUCUCCUCUUCCACGCAGAGGGUCCCUUACCUUCUCUAUAUCUUGCUCGAUUGUCCCAUGAGCAGACGACACAGGCGGCGAGCAGCAAUUCAUCUUUGGUGAUCUGCAUCUUCAUGUCUCGUAGGUCGAAUACUUGAAACCUUAUCGGCGUCUCUCGUUAUUCACAAAUCUCCAUACAUCUGUGCUUCUCGUCGUCGUUGCUUCACCGGCCACCAUCACUGCAUCUUCUUUAUGAAAUGGGGUAACAACGUGCACGUGGCGGCGGUGGUAGGUGGGGACUGGGGAGGGCAGCCUGGCUGUUUUAUAACGCUAAUAUGGAAUGGAAUUCAAGGUUUCUUAUCACUCACGACUCUGCAACUCCGAGCAUAAGGCCUCCAAAUUAUGGCUUACACAAAUGCGGUAGAUUCUUUCUGAUCCUCCAAAAUCGAUUUCUCUCUUGUCUGCAGUAAGCCCUUGCGACUUCAGCCACCAUGACAGAUAAUCAAGAACCAAUUCUGAAUAAGGAUGAAAAUACUACUGCAGAAUCAACAUUCCUUAAACUCGCACGCUGGCAGUGGUGGCUUUUGGUGGCAAUCAACAUUUUGUUCCUCAUUGCAGGCCAGUCUGCUGCUGUUCUUCUUGGGAGAUUUUAUUAUGAUGGAGGUGGAAAUAGCAAAUGGAUGGCAACCCUUGUUCAAACUGCUGCUUUCCCAAUCCUUUACAUCCCUCUCUUUCUACUUCCUUCCUCUCAAGAACCUUCAACUUCUUCCGCCUCACCUUCCAUUAGAAUUCUUGCCUUGAUAUACUUCCUUCUUGGAGUACUUAUAGCUGGCGAUAACAUGUUAUAUUCUACUGGGCUUUUGUACCUCUCUGCCUCUACUUAUUCUCUCAUUUGUGCAUCCCAACUAGCUUUCAAUGCCAUUUUCUCAUACUUCAUCAAUUCUCAAAAGUUCACUUCUUUAAUUCUCAACUCUGUGAUUGUGCUAUCAUUUUCUGCAGCCCUUAUUGCAGUCAAUGAUGAUUCAGAUGGUCCAUCAGGAGUGUCUAAGUGGAAGUAUAUCAUUGGCUUCCUUUGUACUCUUGGUGCUUCAGCAGUAUACUCUCUUCUGCUUUCUCUCAUGCAGCUGUCCUUUCAAAAGAUCAUAAAAAAGGACACUUUUUCUGUGGUGUUGGAAAUGCAGAUUUACACUUCACUUGUUGCCACCUGUGUUUCUAUCAUCGGUCUUUUUGCUAGUGGGGAAUGGAAGACUUUGCAUGGAGAAAUGUUGAGUUUUGAUAAGGGGAGGGUGUCUUACAUUAUGACUCUAGUUUGGACAGCAGUAUGUUGGCAGGUUUGUUCUGUUGGCGUUGUAGGCUUGAUUUUAUUGGUGUCUUCUCUCUUUUCCAAUGUAAUAAGUACUGUUGCCUUGGCUGUUUCUCCUAUCGCUGCUGUCAUAGUUUUCCAUGACAAGAUGAAUGGUGUGAAGGUGAUCUCUUUGCUUAUGGCUUUUUGGGGUUUUGGCUGUUAUAUUUACCAGAAUUAUCUUGAUAAUUCUAAGGUGAGGAGAAAACGACAUGAUGUUAUUGAAGAGGGGAUAAUUUGAUUGGCUAGUUUUCUAGCUGGAUCUCCUAUAAUAAACUUAGAUGAUACCUUCAUUGUCCAAAAACUAAGAAGGGAAGGGAGAGUUAAAAUUUUAGCUUAUUGCCUUUUGUGAUAGCUUGCAGAAAGUGUUGCUUUUCAGUUUUCACGUAUCCUGAUCCUGAUAAGGGAAAAAGAAGCAUGUUAUUGCUGGAAGUCUGCUAUUACAAGAGGAGUUGACUCUAAUUUCUCCUGAAGUUGAUGUUUGCUUGGAUGAUAAUGUAACUAUUAGUUAGCUUCUCUGUAAACCCACCUUAUGUGGAAACUGAUUUAUUUUAUAUCCCUUUCGCUGUUAAACCACGUCAUCUUUUCACACAUGUGCAUGCUGGAAAAGGCAUUACUAAUAUAUAACAAACUUUUCUUUCUUUGGCUUUUGUA
Molecule: messenger RNA, 2070 nt
Organism: Manihot esculenta (cassava)
Lineage: Eukaryota; Viridiplantae; Streptophyta; Magnoliopsida; Malpighiales; Euphorbiaceae
Product: probable purine permease 11
Exons: 3
Coding region: 566-1657 (363 amino acids)
Cellular component (GO): membrane
Molecular function (GO): purine nucleoside transmembrane transporter activity
Source: RefSeq, a predicted model, not a curated record